Molecule: messenger RNA, 2567 nt
Organism: Nothobranchius furzeri (turquoise killifish)
Lineage: Eukaryota; Metazoa; Chordata; Actinopteri; Cyprinodontiformes; Nothobranchiidae
Product: arrestin domain-containing protein 3
Biological process (GO): protein transport
Cellular component (GO): plasma membrane; cytoplasm
Source: RefSeq, a predicted model, not a curated record
AAUACAAAUCACAACUUCAGUGCGCUAAUUGUUUGUAGAUAUUACAAAACAGUUUAAUGGUGAAACAGGAAGAGGUGGCAGAGAACCAGAUUUAAGCGGGUUACAUAAUUCAACAAAACGCCGGGUGUGGCGAUAAAUAGGCUCGUAUUCAGAAAGAGUCCGCAGAAAGACUGGAGGUCGAACUCAGUGAGUCCGAAAUGUCUCCGAUAGAAAACCUUUCACUUACAUGUGACUCUGCGAAUAAUACUUUUUCUGAAGGAGAUACAAUUGUUGGAAUGUUGUCUUUCAACCUGACCAAAGACACCAAAGUUAAGGGCAUUUUUGUCAAAGCGAAAGGGGACGCGCACGUACAAUGGAGCGAAGGGAGCGGGGAUGACGAGCGAUCCUACAGCGCACGCAAGAGAUAUUUUAAAGUUAAAGAACACCUGGUGACAGAAAAGGCUGAAGGUAAUGUUCUUUCAAAAGGGACCCAUCAUUUCAAAUUCAAGAUGACAAUCCCUGAAGGGAAUAUGCCAUCAUCCUUUAAGGGGGCACAUGGGAGUAUUGUCUACAAACUUGAAGCGAAGAUAUCCAGGAAGUGGCGGUGGUCAACAACAGUGGAGAGGGAAAUAAAUUUUCUUUCUAAGUCCAUUCGGCAUGUGUGUCAGAUAAAGUGUCCUCAGUCUGGGUCAGUCAAUAAAAAAUUGGGAGUUUUCUCCAAGAAAGAAGUCCAAAUGUCUGCUUCUGUCAACAGAGACGUUUGCUCUCCAGGUGACACUUUAUCUGCUUUUGCCAAAAUCUGCAACUCGUCGUCUAAGUCAAUGAGACCCAAAUUCAGUUUACAGCAGAGAACAGUGUACCGUGCUGGAAGUUCCACUAACACCACCCACAACACUUUAUUCAAAGCGGUUGGGGACCCCAUCGAACCAAACUCUGAGAUAACAUCCACCUGCCAAAUAGAGGUUCCUCGAACAGCUAUCUACAGCAUCGAUAACUGUGAAAUUCUCUCAGUUGAAUAUUAUGUCAAGGUAUAUUUGGACAUCAGCUUCGCCUUUGAUCCUGAGGUGGUGUUUCCUCUGCACUUGUCUCCUCGUAGCCCUGCUAGUGAGGAUCUGGGGUCAGAUGUACUGUGUGCUGGCCCAAGUUACAGUGACUUCUGUCCUCCAGCCUACCCUAAUUGCCUCAAUCCUGGAGCUGCAGGCCCAGAUGCAUGUGAAUACCCAGCACCAGAUCCAGCUCUGCAAGUAAACAUGCCAAGUGGCUUCAAUGAUAGGUGGCCAACAAAUCCCACUCCAUACGGCUUUGUAGCUGCUGCUUGUGAGUCUCCAUUACCUCCUGUUGUUCCGUAUGGGGCUCAACAGGAACCCCCAUCAUAUAUGUCCCUUUUCCCCAAUAAUAAUGACGCAAGUGGCUGGGGAGAAACAGAAAAGAUAGGAUAAACUUCAACUGUGAUGCACAAUAUUUGUUCUAUUACUCAUGAUGCUGAAUAAUUAUGUUUACAGGUGUGACAAUUAACAAAUUGCUUUUGAGACAAUAGAAAAACUGUAUUUACCCCUGCAGUCUGGAAAAAGCUGUUCCAUAUUCUCAAAGUGACCAUUUGAGCUGGCCUAUUCAACCUUUUUGUUUUGUUUUCUUAAAGUAGUACAAAAUAGUUAUUUAAUCUUUAAGCUAGAGCUUUAACAUUGAUCUCAGUGAUUGUUGGCUUAGAAACUUGACCAGUUUCAUUUGUGACACCACUCUGCAGCCCUCUGUUGGCCAGAGACUACACUUAACAGUUUGUUGAGCAGGUAGGUGUUCUGGGGGGCUCUUCUAUGUGCAUUAUGGCUGUUAGCUAUUUUCUGUGCAGUUAGCUUUUUCCAUUUGCUGACCAUCAAUAAAAAUCACAAGAAGAAGAAAAAGAAGUUUGCUUUUCUGUUGGCGGCAUGGCCUGGAAUUAAAAGUAAGGAAGUAAUGCUAACAGCCCUAAUGCACGUAUAAGAGCACCCCUGGAACACCUACCCCUCCACCAAAUUGUUAAGUGCUGUAGAGAAGUCCCACUCAGACAGGCUAGCAGAGAGCUGCAGAGUGGUGACAAAUAUGACACUGGUCAAGUUUCUAACCCAACAAUCACUGAGGUCAAUGCUGAAGCUUAAUAGCUUAAAGUUAAAAAAAUAUAUAUAUAUUUUGUGUUACGUUAAAACGAAGUUAUGCUCCAUGAAAUUUUAACACAGAAGCUGUGAACUUGUAAACGAGGAGACUUUGAGAUGCUUGAGUCUUGGUCUCUCCAAGUUUAUACUUUGUGAUUAUUUUUAUUAAAUGUUUUAUCAUUUUUCUGACUUUUACAUUUUUUAGUUCUGAGCCAGGCUUUAAUGGGAUUUAGUUUCUAGACCCCUGAGCUGAAAUGUAUACAAGAUUUUUACUGAUUAUUAUUUUUUGUUCAUGUUUGGAAAAGUUAUUUUAAAAGACGUCUCAACAGCAUGAAGGACUGAAUGUUCAGCUGUUUUUCUAAGACUCCCUUAUUUGUAAAUCUGUUUCAUAGGAAUUAUAAAGGGUUGCUAACGACAAAUAGUUGAUUGAAAUGUGAAAACAUUUUUAUUUUAAAUCUAAAC